Messenger RNA from Saprolegnia diclina VS20, 897 nucleotides. RefSeq lists its product as hypothetical. The transcript has a single exon. Bases 1 to 897 code for a protein of 298 amino acids. The record is from RefSeq and is a predicted model, not a curated record. NCBI's taxonomy places the organism in Eukaryota, Oomycota, Saprolegniomycetes, Saprolegniales, Saprolegniaceae.
AUGACGACGAACCCCUUGACCGACGGCGCCUUCAACCGCACGCUGCGCCUCGCCGAUGGGCGCAUUGUGAGCUAUGCUGACGUCGGAGCGCAAGACGGUAUGCCUGUGCUGCUCUUUUUGGGCAUGCACGGCCAUCGCCACGCGACCGUGCUCGUCGAGGCUGUCGCUCGCCAGCGUGGCCUUCGGCUCUUGUGCAUCGACCGUCCGGGCUACGGUCUCUCGAGCCCGCUGCCGUACGACGCGGCGACGCCCGAACCGAUCGCGUUUACUGACAUUGUCCAAGCCCUCGUGGACGCGCUGGACAUCGCUCGCUUUGGCGUCAUGGGGCAGUCGGCUGGCGCGCUCUACGCGAUGGCGGUAGCAUCACAGAGCCAUUUAGCACCGCGCAUCGUGGCACCGCUCGUUCUUAUUUCGCCAUGGGUGCGCCUCACAAACUCGAGGACGUCGCGCGUGCUGUAUGCAGCGUCGUACGCACCUCGCUCCGUGCUGGCGGCCGCCGUCAAGGUCAUGGACAUCUCGAUGGAGUGGGGCGCCGUGUGGAGUGCGUCGGACGAGAUGGCACUUCUUGGCACGAACAUGUCCAUUCCGUUUGGCGAGCUCCGUGCGCGCGUCGCCACCGAAGCGCACAACGCGUACGGCGACAUCCUCUUGUGCCUCGAGAAGGACCCGCGCGGCGUCGGCUACGACGUCCUCACGGACCUGCGCGUGCCGCUCCAUGUUGUCCAUGGCGCUACAGACGGCAUGGUGCCGGUUGACGCCGCCGUUAGCUUUGUCGCGAGCAUCCAGGGCGCAACGAUCACGAUUGUACCCGAGACGCCCCACCGCUUUAUCGACUUUUACAAGACGGGGAUCGAACUCGCGUUUGAUGCCUUUGCACCGUCGACAACCAGCGUCUAG